AUGAUUCAGCCUGGAGCCCCGCCACAUCCCCUCCUCACCAACAUGGCCAACGUCAACAUCGUCAAGGACGUGCUACACUGCUCUCAUGCCGGCGUCGAUACCACGGUCGACUUGCAUGACAUUCUCUGUGUGGUGACUAGCCCAUCAGGGCAUAGAGUAUUGUUCUUUCACAGAGACCCAGAGCGUGUCUAUCUGAAGAAGUUGGAGGUUACGUCUAUACCCACGGAGCUCGAUCCGUUGGUGACCAGCAUUCCCACGCAUCUGCGUGAAGCUACUGUCCAUGUCGUGAUAUCCACGGGGUCCGGGAUGGGGAAGGCCAAGACGGUCUAUCAAGACGCGGUAAAGCCGUUCCUGGCAUAUGUCGGAGUCAAACAUUCCGCCCAUGAGACGGAGGACACACAAACGGUUUCUCACCUAGCUCGAACCCACUUCUUGGAGCAAGCUCAUCAAGGCAUCGCACAAACCAUCAUCCUUUUGUCGGGCGACGGGGGGUUGGUUGAUAUUCUUGAUGUAUUCUACAGGUCUAAUAAGACAGUCAAUAUUCCUCCCAGCCUGGCAAUGAUCCCUUGCGGCACAGGGAAUGCCAUGGCUAGCUCCAUUGGAUUACGUUCGGGUCCGCUACCAGGUCUCUCGACUUUACUCCAUGGACAUGUCUCAUCGGUGCCUGUCUUUGCGGCUGAGUUCUCCCUGGGCAGCCGGUUGGUGACCGAUGAGGGGCGUUUACGCGUCCCAAUCGACCAGGACGCAAGUGUGCCGCAGAUACUGUGGGGUGCCGUUGUUGCAAGCUGGGGGCUCCAUGCGGCCUUGGUUGCUGAUAGCGACACGGCCGAAUACCGCAAGUUUGGAGUUGAUCGGUUCAAGAUGGCCGCUAAUGAAUUAUUAUACCCAUCGGAUGGUACUUCGUGCCAUCGAUUCAAAGGCCAAAUCACAAUGACUACGUCGGAGAACCCAGAUGAAGCUCACCAUCUGGAAGAUCUAGAGCACAUGUAUGCGCUCGCCACGCUGGUUCCCCGGCUUGAAAAGGAGUUCUUGAUCUCACCGGAUUCGGAGCCUCUUGGAGGCCAGAUGAAAUUCAUUCGGUUCGGCCCUAUGGCCCCCGAGGAAGCAAUGCAAUUGAUGACUCUGGCCUACCAAGGCGGGCAGCACGUGAAGGAGCCAACAGUUACUUAUGCAGAGGUGGAGAAGGUGCGAAUCGAUUUCCAAGAAGAGGAGGAAAGGUGGCGGCGUGUUUGUAUUGACGGCAAGAUCGUGGUGGUCCAGAGGGACGGUUGGGUGGAACUUCGCAAAGAGCCCGGCCGGUUACUCCAUCUGAGACUUGUUUUUGCUUGGAUUUCUCUAUCAUGGAAUCGAGUGGAUUCGAUGCUGAUCACUGCGCGCACGUAUUUGGCAUCUCAAACCCCAGAUCAAGGUGCCACACCUUCCACUGAACGGCCCUCGUAUCAUACCCUCUCCGGGUGGCGGGAGAAUCCGGUGAAUGCCCGCAAAGCAACUGACAUGCUGUUGAUUCACCAAAUUGGCAGUGUCCGAGUGGGCGAAGUGGUCAGGUAUACAAUCACAUACACCCCGGCUGCCGAUCCUAUCCUGCCUAUUCCUUCCGACCUCUACGUCCGAGUGAGAAAUACAUCGGCCAUUCCGCUGCGCGCCGCCUACCUUCACGGCCCUUAUACCUUGUAUGCCGCUUGCUAUCCCGCACAAUUCGACCCGAACACCAAGUUCGAGAAGCAAGGGAUUGAGGGGUUUCCACAGUAUGAGCCAUACCUCAAAGCUGGUGGCGGCUGGGAUGCUACCAUCAAAGUACCGUCUGAUCUCCUAGAGGCGCACAAAUUCGGGUCUCCCGGUCAAGGGGGCCCAACCAGCGGACAGCGCGUCACAUGGAUUGUUGAGAUCCAAUCCCAGGUGAUAUUUUCGAGCAGUGCAGCGGUUCACUUUGAGUUACUGGUGAGCCGGGAUGAGAAGUCUUUGGGGUUCUUCUCUGGUGGUGCAUGGAGCAGCGGAAAUGGUCCUCCGGGAAACUUGCUCGACCACUGGGAGCCGGAUACCAAAGGCAAACAGGUACUGGCUUUGAAGGGAGUGUACUCAAAGUCCAUCACUGCUCACGUUGAUGACACAAGCAGUCUGUGGAACACCCCAUCGUUUCCCUCCGUCAAAGAUGCUUCGACUAUAACUGAGCCAGGGGGUACAGACACCAAGCCCAUAGUCGAAACCUCAAAGUCGGCGGAGAAUUCGGACACCUCAGCAAAGAAAGCUAAAAAGAAAAAGGUUCAUCUUGUCUUGUUGACACACGGAUUGCACAGUAAUCUCGGCGCAGAUAUGCUUUAUCUCAAGGAAAGUAUAGAUGCUGCCACAAGAAAUUCGCACAAGAACGCUCAUCACACCAACACUCCUCAUGUAGAUCCCAUCGGACCAGAAAAUUCCAGGUAUGCCUUCCAGACGAGUCGUGACUUUGAAGAAGAAGAAGAAGAAGAAGAGGAAGUCAUCGUGAGGGGAUUCUCUGGAAAUGCAGUUCGAACCGAACGUGGAAUCCAAUACCUCGGGAAACGGUUGGCUAAAUAUGUCCUGCUUCUCACAUAUCCCGACCAGCCCUACUUUCCUCUAAAGGGUCCGAAGCCAAAUCCAUUCUCGCGACCUUUCAGUGCCCGCAAGGACCGGCCACAGCCAUCGGCUUCGGCCCAUGAAACCCAGGCAGAUGCAACCGACGACCAUCUUUACCAGAUCACAAGCGUCAGUUUCAUCGGCCACUCGCUCGGAGGAUUGGUCCAAACAUAUGCAAUCGCCUACAUUCAAAAGCACUCGCCUCGGUUUUUUGACCACAUCAGACCGAUCAAUUUCAUCGCUUUGGCAACCCCAUUCCUUGGUCUUAGCAAUGAAAAUCCUUUGUAUGUUCGUUUUGCUCUGGACUUGGGAUUAGUUGGCCGCACUGGGCAAGAUCUUGGCUUGAGCUGGACGGCCCCCAAGGUUCGAAAUGGAUGGGGCGCCAUGAUCGCAGGACGCGGUGAUGCUACAAAGGACCCAAGCAACCCAGAGCCUGGCUCCAAACCUCUUCUGCGGAUUUUACCUUGCGGUCCUGCUCAUGAGGUUCUCAGCAAGUUCCAACAUCGCACCGUUUAUUCUAACGUAGUGAACGAUGGGAUCGUUCCACUGCGGACAUCGUGUCUACUCUUCUUGGACUGGAAAGGUCUAGGUCGGGUCGAAAAGGCAAGGAGAGACAACGGUCUUGUGGGAACAAUGGCGGAAUGGGGAUGGGCAGAGCUGACUGGAGCGAAUUCCAAAUCGCCGCGGUUUGCUCGCCCCGACGAAGAAUCGCCGCUGAGCCUCUCCACUACGGACAUUGGUCUUCAGAAUACAUCUUCUAUCGGAAUUUCUCCAACCAACCAAGGAGACAGAAGUCCCCUCUCCCCACAGCCAGGGCAGUUCUUGGUGCAGCGUCAACACAAUGUCUCUCACAGAGGCAAUUCAAAUGGUUCCUCGGAGAAUGCACCACUCGGUCCUCUUGACAGCUUCUUGUCAAUAUUCCGCCCCAAAGAAAAGAAAUCCCUUGGCGGCAAACAGUCAAAAAUCUAUAAUCGGAGUCAAACUUUGGGGUCGCUUCAAACCGAUGAUGGAAACGCGCCGCCAGUGGCUCACGGCCAGCAUGAACACGAGGGGGUACACACGCCCCCCAAAACCACGUUCUUCGAAUCUGCAGGAGACUUGUUGAUGCCACCCCUCCCCCCUCCGGAGUUUAUCCUCAAUCCUGCAGCGCGGCCCCGGACAAUCUUUCAUGAUCGCGUAUACCAUCCAGAGGACAUACCUAGCCCAUUACCGGAGAAGCGACGUACCAUGAACUUUGGUUCGCUGCAAAGUAAACAAUCAAAGUCCGCGCCCACGUCGGCCACUCAACAACCCCAGAGUGGCCUAAAGGUCGAGGAGAAGAUUGCAAGGGCCUACCACCGCGAUCUUUCGUGGCGGAAGGUACUUGUUCGGCUGGAACCUGAUGCUCAUAACAAUAUCAUCGUGCGACGCAUGUUCACCAAUGCCUAUGGCUGGCCUGUCGUCAAACACCUGGUUGACACCCAUUUCGGCCACGUCCCUCUCGUGGAUGUAGAGGAUUCAAUGAAGCAGAACGUGGACAGAGCCAAAUCCCCGGGUGUUGGACCGACUAGCUCGGGUGACGAAGUGGAAGGCCAGUCUGGGUCUGAACAUGGUUCCCGCAUCAUCCGGAGAGACACCGACAUACUAUCAAGUGUCUCUGGACUCUACGUGUCAGAAGGGGUGUCCGAUGGCAUUGCCUCCCCCGCCGAGACGGAUUCACCUCGUCCUUUGAGUGCCAGCGACAGAGGGCAUUCCCCAGGGGUAUCCAGACAAGAUUCAGCACGAUGGACGGAUCGUGAGAUUGAUGAAGACGACGACUGUGAAUCUGGUUUGGAGGACAGUAACGCUGGGUUUCGGUGGUCGCGACAUACGUAG
Messenger RNA from Penicillium olsonii, 4446 nucleotides. Lineage: Eukaryota; Fungi; Ascomycota; Eurotiomycetes; Eurotiales; Aspergillaceae. The record is from the annotation of a GenBank genome assembly.